This is a messenger RNA of Lasiosphaeria miniovina, 841 nucleotides long. RefSeq lists its product as uncharacterized. The record is from RefSeq and is a predicted model, not a curated record. NCBI's taxonomy places the organism in Eukaryota, Fungi, Ascomycota, Sordariomycetes, Sordariales, Lasiosphaeriaceae. The transcript has a single exon. Bases 134 to 565 code for a protein of 143 amino acids.
CGGCAGCGCGGCGCCCAGCCGCAGCGGCAUCAUGCCGUAGAAAAAAGCCUCGCACAGCACGACGACCUCGCGGCCCGGGUCGCGCGCGUGCAGUGUUGCGAGCGCGGUCUUGACGCUUGACCACUGCGCGGGGAUGGCGUCGAGGGUUUGGUGGUUCGAGUCGAUGAUGGACGGGGGUAGGGCAUCUCCGUUUGUUGUGUUGCUGUUAUUGGAGUCAACGUCUGUUGUUGCUGGGACGGGUAGCUGUUUUGGAAACAGCGUCGUGUCGUCGAGGUCAGCUCCGCUUUCCACGGGCAUGAACUCGAGCCCCGCCGCCUCGAUCCGUGCCCGGUACGAGGUCGAGCCUAGGAAUCUGAUCUCGGCCCAUCCGCGCUCGCGCAGCCCGGCGGCGAUGCGGCAUACGGGCGUGAAGUGGCCGGUUAGUGGGUGGCAGGCGAAGAGAAGGACUGGCUUCUGCUUUGCCUGCUCCAUUCUCUCUUUUUUUUCUUCCUUUUUUUUUUACCCAAGUUUUCUCUUUUCCUGUCCCUUAAUUCUUGGUGAGACCGCCACGAAAAUGGGAAUUUAGGGUUCGAUGUGAUUCCGCUGGGAAGAUAUUUUGUACGCGGAAGAUGAUGGUGCCGAUGUGAAGAAACGAGCCGCGAUUCGUGGCCUGUGUGCGAACUAUCGUGCAGUGAUUGGGUAAACCUAAUGAAAUGUGGGGCCCGACAAGUAAUUAACCCUGGUUGAACUGAUUCAGGGCCAUGUUUGGCAGCGCGCUUUAUUAUUGUUUUAAGUUUAUGUUCUAUUUGGUUUUGUUGGAACCGCUUUGUUUGUAUAAACCAGAUGGUCAAUGAAGCAUUUC